This is a messenger RNA of Penicillium digitatum Pd1, 1368 nucleotides long. RefSeq names its product putative MFS monocarboxylate transporter. The record is from RefSeq and is a predicted model, not a curated record. Gene Ontology annotation, molecular function: transmembrane transporter activity. Gene Ontology annotation, cellular component: membrane. Gene Ontology annotation, biological process: transmembrane transport. NCBI's taxonomy places the organism in Eukaryota, Fungi, Ascomycota, Eurotiomycetes, Eurotiales, Aspergillaceae.
AUGGAGCGUACUUUAGCGCCACUGCACGUUGAUGAAGGCAGUCCGGAAACCUCACGGACUCAUCUACAAUCCGCCAUCAUCGUCGCCUCAACGACACUUGUAUUUACAGGAUGCGGAAUAAACUUCGCGUUCGGUGUCUUCCAAGAACUCUACGACUCCAUGUCAAAGGAGCCAAACACACCGUUCACUAGCGCAACACCCGCACAGAUUGACCUGAUCGGCACGCUCUCAAUUGCAUUGAUGACAAUCGGUGCUCCAUUUGCCACAGCGUGGACAAAGCAAUACCCCCCUCGAUAUGUCAUCUGGGCGAGUGGAGUCAUUCACGCAAGCGCUCUGCUGUGUGCCAGCUUCAGUCAACACCUGUGGCAAUUCAUCCUCACCCAGGGCAUUCUUCUCGGGAUGGCCACCUGUCUGACGUACAUGCCGUCUGUUACCGUGGCACCGACCUGGUUUACAUUGCACCGCGGACUAGCAAUGGGGAUGAUUCUUGCUGGAACUGGAAUCGGCGGUGUCGCGUGGCCACUCGCCUUUCGAUACCUCAUUCAAUCGGUCGGAUUCCGCAACACACUCCGCGUAACUGCGGGGAUCUCCUUUGUACUGAUAUGCGGCUCGGGGACCUUUAUACGCUGGCCGGCUAGUCAGAUCACUCGCAUUCAAGCCGAGAAUGCCGCUUCUUCCCGUUCCUCGACCAUUUUCCGCCUUCCGUUGGUCAACUGGCGCGUCGUCCGAAGCCGCAAAUUCAUCGCCCAUGCUCUGGGGGCAGCGUUGCAGUCUGCAGCAUACUACACACCGGUGUUCUUUUUCGCGUCUUUUGCCCGUACACUAGGUUACUCACAGGCAACAUCAGCGAACUUUAUUGCUAUCUCAAAUGCUGCAAAUGCGCUAGGCAAGGUCGCCAUCGGCUACGCAGCUGACCGGAUGGGAAGACUCAAUACACUGGUGAUAACGACCCUCAUUUCAGCCGUUUCAGUCCUUGCAUUGUGGCUUCCUUCCUGCACAUCUGCCGCACAAUCCACCGGGAGUGCACUGUUCAUUGCCUUUACAAUCUUCUACGGCAUCUUUGCAUCGGCAUAUGUCGCUCUCUUCCCGACGAGCUUGGUAGAGUUGUUCGGCGUGCAAAACUUUGUCAGUGUAAAUGGCUUGCUGUAUAUGGUGCGAGGCUUUGCAACAUUAGUUGGAACCCCAGUUGCGGGUGCACUGAUCCGCGGAAACCACGAGAAGAGCGUAAGUCCACGAAGUUAUGAGAAUACCAGCAUCAUGGUCGGUGUAUUGCUAUUCGUGGCAACGUUGGCUGUGGGUUGGGCACGACUUGAAGCUACCCUUACCCUUGAUGCUGCAGCAGGGCGUAGAAUAAAGUGGUUAAUGUGA